Molecule: messenger RNA, 792 nt
Organism: Drosophila montana
Lineage: Eukaryota; Metazoa; Arthropoda; Insecta; Diptera; Drosophilidae
Exons: 2
Coding region: 243-419 (58 amino acids)
Biological process (GO): protein histidyl modification to diphthamide
Molecular function (GO): 2-(3-amino-3-carboxypropyl)histidine synthase activity
Source: RefSeq, a predicted model, not a curated record
CCAAUUUGGGUUCAGAAGAGGACACGGACACGGACACGGACACGGACAUGGACACGGAACUAUUGAGCAUUGAGCAGUGCAGUGCCAUCGAAUUGUAACCCGCUGCUGAAGGCCUACAAGUACGAUCCGUACGAGAAGAAGAAGAAGUUCACCGUGGAGCAUUAUGAUCACAUUAUGAUUACUAGGCACACUUGGUCGACAGGGCAGCGCUCAAGUGCACCGAUUUCUGGAGAAGCGUCUACAUGCCAAGGGCAUUGCAUUGCACCACCUGGUCGCUGCUGUCUGAGAUCUUUCCACAGAAGCUGGCACUGUUUGCCGAUUGCAUUGAUGCCUUCGUGCAGAUUGCCUGUCCACGCCUGUCCAUCCUGCUGAAUCCCUAUGAGCUAUCCGUGGUGCUGGGCUACAUUGAGUCACAUUGACGCCAGAUAAUGCCUCGCCACGCAGCAAUGCUUAUCCCAUGGACUUCUAUGCCAGCGGCAGCCUGGGCCCCUGGACGCCUAACUUUAAGCCACCAGCGCUGGGUGAAUGCGUGGCCCUCGGCAGACUGUUGUGACCUGAAGCUUUCCUCACUUCUCUCAAGCGUGACUUAAUGCCCAAAUGUUAUAAUGCUAUACCUACUAAUUUAAGUUAGUACAAAUUUGAUUUCACCGUGGAGCACACAUUCAAUUAUUUCAAUGCUAGGAAUAUGUCCAUGCUAUAUAUAUUAUCUGCUGACCAGCUGAAUACUACUACUUGGUGUAAUCUUUUGGACGCCAUGUAUUUAUAUUUCCAAAUAAAUCUCUUAUCAUUUCA